Molecule: messenger RNA, 1494 nt
Organism: Dovyalis caffra
Lineage: Eukaryota; Viridiplantae; Streptophyta; Magnoliopsida; Malpighiales; Salicaceae
Source: the annotation of a GenBank genome assembly
AUGAUUAAUUUGUUCUCUUUUACAACCAUGCAACUUGAUUUAUCAUCACCUUUUUCUUUGGCAACAUUACGAUAUUCUCAGGUUGUUUUUCUGAUGGUACCUACAGUCCUAUUCUGUUGGUUUUUGUGGUUGCUUCUUUUUCGUCAAUGGUGUCACCCCAAAGACAAACGCCUACCUCCUGGCUCAAUGGGUUGGCCUUAUAUUGGAGAGACACUCAAGCUCUACACUGAGAACCCAAAUUCCUUCUUCUCCAAUAGGCAAAAACGGUUUGGUGACAUAUUUAAGACGCACAUAUUGGGAUGUCCUUGUGUGAUGAUUUCAAGUCCAGAAGCAGCAAGAAUUGUUCUAGUGACUCGGGCUCACCUGUUCAAGCCGACAUAUCCGACAAGUAAAGAAAAAAUGAUAGGACCAGAGGCUCUGUUCUUUCAUCAAGGUCCCUAUCAUUCAAGGCUCAAGAAGUUGGUGCAGGCCUCUUUUUUACCCUCUGCUAUACGAGGGUCUGUCUCAGAGAUUGAGCAGAUUGUCCAGAGAUUUCUUCCGACUUGGAAAAAUAGCACUAUUAACACUUUACAAGAAAUGAAGAGGUAUGCUUUUGAUGUGGCAAUGAUUUCUGCCUUUGGCGAAAAACAAGACUUGGAAAUGGAAGGAAUUAAGCAACUGUAUCAGUGCCUGGAGAAGGGAUAUAACUCUAUGCCUCUGGAUUUACCAGGAACACCAUUUCACAAAGCAAUGAAAGCAAGGAAGCUACUUAACGAGACAUUGAGGAAAUUGAUACGGAAGAGAAGGCAAAGCGGGAGAUAUGGAGGAGGCUUGCUUGGAGUAUUAUUAGGAGCUAAAGAUCAUGAUGAGAAGCUUGAUCAGCUUAGUGAUUCUCAAAUUGCUGAUAAUAUAAUUGGAGUGAUUUUUGCUGCUCAUGAUACUACUGCUACUGUCCUAACAUGGAUUUUGAAAUACUUGCAUGAUAAUCAAGAUUUAUUAGAUGCUGUCUCGAGAGAACAAGAAGGAAUUAGAAGCAAAAUAGUAGAGGCAAAUCGUGGGCUUACGUGGGAUGAUACGAGGCGCAUGCCGUUGACUAGCCGGGUGAUCCAAGAGACGCUAAGAACAGCAAGUAUACUGUCUUUCACGUUCAGAGAAGCAGUCCAAGAUGUUGAGUUUGAAGGCUACUUUAUCCCCAAAGGCUGGAAGGUUCUUCCUCUCUUUAGAAGCAUUCAUCAUUGUGCAGAUUAUUUCCCUCAACCCGAAAAAUUUGAUCCUUCAAGAUUCGAGGCGCCACCGAGACCUAACACGUACAUGCCCUUUGGCAAUGGAGUGCACUCCUGUCCAGGCAGUGAACUAGCCAAGCUUGAGAUGCUCAUUCUCCUGCACCAUCUCACUACCACUUACAGGUGGCAAACUGUGGGAGACAAGGAUGAUAUACAAUAUGGCCCUUUCCCUGUGCCCAAAUCGGGGUUGCCUAUCCGAGUAAACCGUAGGAACAAGUCAGCAAUAUUCUGA